AUGAAUAUUGAUGUAGAAUCAAGAAUAGAUGAAUAACUUAAUAAUUAAUCUACUAAAGAUAAAUCAGAAUAAUAUGGAAUAUCUACAAAUCUUUAUACCGUGGAAUAAUAUAUAAUUAAUUUAUAUAAGUAUGCUUAAGAUAAAUAUCUUUAAGAGUUUUUAUUAAAUAUUAAUACUAGUUUUGGAUUUUCUCCUAAAAAAAGAUUAAAAUUAAUUCAUGGUUAUGACACUUUUACUUAAUAAAAUAAAGAAUUAUAAAAUCUUCCUUUUGUGUUGUCUGAAGAAUUGUUUAUUGAAUUUGAAUAAUAAUAUAUAGGAAUUGGCAAAAAUAAUAAAGAAAAAAUAAUAAAAGAAUUCUAACACAUACAUAAUAAAGCUAUUUUUGAUGGAUUUAAUGAAAGCUUAAAUUCUUUUAGACCUUAUUAUUUAAUUGGAGGAGAACCAUAUUAAUGGAACAAAAGUGAAAAAAAUUUAAUUAUGGUAAAACCUAAUUCUUAAAAUUUAGAUUAAAUUUUAGAAAAAGCUAAAAAAAAAAUUAUCGAAUGGAUUUCUUAUCUAUGUGGUGUUAUUAAUGAUAAAGAUUAAGAAGAAAAUGAAUAUUUUGAAUUAGCUCGAGAAGAAAGAUUAUCAAAAAUGUUACUAACUGAAAUAUAUGAAAAUGACUUUAAAUGGAGCCUUAUUGAAGAUGAGAAAGUAGAAAUAUUAAUGGAAUUAAGUGAUGCUAUAUUUGAAGAGUUUAUAGAUGAAAAUUAUAAUAUUUGA
Molecule: messenger RNA, 762 nt
Organism: Ichthyophthirius multifiliis
Lineage: Eukaryota; Ciliophora; Oligohymenophorea; Hymenostomatida
Product: IQ calmodulin-binding motif family protein, putative
Exons: 5
Source: RefSeq, a predicted model, not a curated record